AUGUUCACCAACCUGUCGGGUGUCUGUUGGUACGGAUUUGGCUACCUUUGCUGCAGUGGUCCUGGAGCUCGAACUGUGUGGUUUGACGUCUUGGCUACCUUUGCUGCAGUGGUACCACCCUGGCGGGAGUCUUUUGGUACGGUUUUGGCUACCUUUGCUGCAGUACUACUGGAGCUCGAACUGUGUGGUGUGACGGCUUGGUCAUCGGAUAUGUCUGAAGAUGCUUCUUGCAACCCUUGA
Molecule: messenger RNA, 240 nt
Organism: Dibothriocephalus latus
Lineage: Eukaryota; Metazoa; Platyhelminthes; Cestoda; Diphyllobothriidea; Diphyllobothriidae
Source: the annotation of a GenBank genome assembly